Molecule: messenger RNA, 708 nt
Organism: Quercus robur (English oak)
Lineage: Eukaryota; Viridiplantae; Streptophyta; Magnoliopsida; Fagales; Fagaceae
Exons: 1
Coding region: 56-577 (173 amino acids)
Source: RefSeq, a predicted model, not a curated record
UGCCUCGCACCAAACACAGAGAGAGAGAGAGAGACAGAGAGAGAGAGAGAGAGAGAUGGGCAUAUCAGCUUCGAAGCGAGUUGGUACCUCACUCUCCAACUCGUCCGAGUUCGACUCAGCUUGCGUCUCAGCUUACACCCACUGCCUCACCAUGACUCAGCACGCUUUCCCAGGAGUCUUCCCCUACCAACUCGCCACCGCCUCCGACCACAUCCACCGCACGCUCUCCACCCUCCGGCCCCACCCUCUUAUCGUCAAGUGGGUCCCAUCACCCCCGACUCGGUCCCAGGUCGACUCAGCUUUCCGAGCCGUGACUCGCUCUUCGUCGAAAGCCCAGGAGGACGAGUCCACCCUCGUUAUUGGGUCGACCCCGUUCAAGAAAUGGGCCGUGGAGCUGUUUGCUAACGCUGUGGUGUUGAACGCUGGGAAAGCGUUGAUGUGCCGAGUUCCGAUUGGAAUCGCUGGGAUCGCUGGAAUCGGGGCCGUGACUCGGUCUGGGAAGGACCUGGUGGGGACCGCGAUUGGGGUCUACGCGCUUGGCGUUGCGACUGCGGUUUUUUUUAGUUUGUCAGGCUAGGGACUCUGGCUGUGUGUGUAAAUUAUUUUUAGUUUUUGUUUUUUAGUUUUGGGGUUUGUAAAUAUUGUGUAUUGUAACACGUGGCAUAAUCUUAAGCUAUCAGUAAGAACAGAACAAAUAUUGGCCGUCCA